AAAUGAGUUAACCUAUACGUCAAAAUACCACUAAUGCCGCUAAUGCCACUAAUGCCACUAAUGCCACUAAUACCACUAAUGCCACUAAUGCCACUAAUGCCACUAAUGCCACUAAUGCCACUAAUACCACUAAUGCCACUAAUGCCACUAAUGCCACUAAUGCCACUAAUGCCACUAAUGCCACUAAUGCCACUAAUGCCACUAAUGCCACUAAUGCCACUAAUGCCACUAAUGCCACUAAUGCCACUAAUGCCACUAAUGCCACUAAUGCCACUAAUGCCACUAAUGCCACUAAUGCCACUAAUGCCACUAAUGCCACUAAUGCCACUAAUGCCACUAAUGCCACUAAUGCCACUAAUGCCACUAAUGCCACUAAUGCCACUAAUGCCACUAAUGCCACUAAUGCCACUAAUGCCACUAAUGCCACUAAUGCCACUAAUGCCACUAAUGCCACUAAUGCCACUAAUGCCACUAAUGCCACUAAUGCCACUAAUGCCACUAAUGCCACUAAUGCCACUAAUGCCACUAAUGCCACUAAUGCCACUAAUGCCACUAAUGCCACUAAUGCCACUAAUGCCACUAAUGCCACUAAUGCCACUAAUGCCACUAAUGCCACUAAUGCCACUAAUGCCACUAAUGCCACUAAUGCCACUAAUGCCACUAAUGCCACUAAUGCCACUAAUGCCACUAAUGCCACUAAUGCCACUAAUGCCACUAAUGCCACUAAUGCCACUAAUGCCACUAAUGCCACUAAUGCCACUAAUGCCACUAAUGCCACUAAUGCCACUAAUGCCACUAAUGCCACUAAUGCCACUAAUGCCACUAAUGCCACUAAUGCCACUAAUGCCACUAAUGCCACUAAUGCCACUAAUGCCACUAAUGCCACUUAUGCCACUUAUGCCACUUAUGCCACUAAUUCCACUAAUUCCACUAAUGCCACUAAUGCCACUAAUUCCUCUCAAGGAAAAUGCACCACUGACUAAUUAGUAGAUCUUCGUAAUAGCCUUAAUUGGAAAGUAUUUAUGGAAGAACAUUCUUUUAAUAUUUAUAACCAAUAUCAGUAUGAUGGAGUAAUGGAAUAAAUUAUAAUUAGGAUAUAGAUAUGCAAGAGCUAUAUCAAUUUGAUCUAGCAGAAGAACAAAUUGCUGAUACUUAAUGAA
Messenger RNA from Paramecium pentaurelia, 1160 nucleotides. The record is from the annotation of a GenBank genome assembly. NCBI's taxonomy places the organism in Eukaryota, Ciliophora, Oligohymenophorea, Peniculida, Parameciidae.